This is a messenger RNA of Myiozetetes cayanensis, 1509 nucleotides long. RefSeq names its product arf-GAP with dual PH domain-containing protein 1-like. Gene Ontology annotation, molecular function: phosphatidylinositol bisphosphate binding; GTPase activator activity. Gene Ontology annotation, biological process: positive regulation of GTPase activity. Gene Ontology annotation, cellular component: plasma membrane; intracellular membrane-bounded organelle. The coding region runs from base 60 to 1196 and encodes 378 amino acids. NCBI's taxonomy places the organism in Eukaryota, Metazoa, Chordata, Aves, Passeriformes, Tyrannidae. The transcript has 11 exons. The record is from RefSeq and is a predicted model, not a curated record.
CAGGCAGCUGCCUUCCUGGCCCUGUCCUGCCCUACCUGGAGGGAUACCAUUAGGAGCUGAUGGCCGGAGGAAACGAGCGGAGCAUGAGGGCCCUGAAGGAGGUGUGGAAAAGAGCAGAAAACUCUUUGUGCGCAGACUGCGGGAAGCCAGAUCCUGACUGGGCAUCCUCUACUUUGGGUGUCUUUAUAUGCCUCAGCUGUUCAGGAAUUCAUCGCAACAUCCCUAGCAUCAGCAAAGUCAAAUCCCUGAAGAUGGACCUCUGGGAUGAUGCUCAGGUGCAGUUUCUGGCCAAGCAUGGGAAUGCUGUGACUAAAGCCACGUAUGAAGCUCACAUCCCUAUUUACUAUUACCAGCCAACCUACAAUGACUGUCAAGUGCUGAGAGAACAGUGGAUACGGGCCAAAUAUGAACGCAAAGAAUUCACUGAGCCAGGAAAACAGCUGCCGUAUUCUGAUGGGGUGAAGGAAGGCAUCCUCUGGAAGCGAGGUCGAGACAAUGGGCAGUUCCUACCCCGCAAGUUCCUCUUGUCUGAGAGAGAGGGAUGUCUGAAGUAUUUCACCAAGCAGGAUGCCAAAGAACCCAAAAUUAAUGUUAAAAUAGAUGUCAUCAAUGCUACAUUCCAGCCAGAGAAGAUUGGGAACCCCAAUGGCCUGCAGAUCACCUAUCUCAAAGACAACAAGACCCGUAAUAUAUUUGUCUACCAUGAAAGUGGAAAGGAGGUAGUGGACUGGUUCAAUGCCAUUCGCUCUGUGCAGUUCCAUUAUCUGAAGGUAGCAUUUCCCAUUGCCAGCGAUAAUGAGAUUAAAAAUCGUCUGACGAGAAAUUUCUUGAAGGAGGGAUACAUGGAGAAGACUGGUCCCAAGCAGAGAGAGGCUUUUAAGAAGCGCUGGUUCACGCUGGAUCACCGCAGGCUCAUGUACUUCAAGGAUCCUUUGGAUGCAUUUGCUAAGGGUGAGGUAUUUGUGGGCAGCAGAGAGAAUGGAUAUAGUGUCCAGAAGGGAUUGCCUUCAGGGACACAGGGCAACUUCUCUUGGCACUAUGGCAUCACCAUUGUCACCCCUGACCGGGAAUACCUCUUCACCUGCGAGACAGAGACUGACCAGCUGGAGUGGAUCAAAGCCUUCACUAGCGUGAUCAACCAGGCCAUGACACCACAGGAAUAUGCAAUUGAAGCCUACUUCAAGUUUAAAUCCUAGGAAACCAUUCAGGAACUGUGACUCCACUCUACCUGGUCCUAUGGCUGUCAGGAGAGGAGAACAGAUUGACAUCAGAGAAACACUGUGCUCUUGAAGCACCCCUGAAGCACUUUUGCCCCCACAAAAUGUCCACUUUUUUUGAGGGCCCAAUUAAGCUGCUUCCUUUCAAGUGCAAGACUUUAAAUCAGAAUCCUCAGUACAACCUGUCCCUGUUAAAUUGCUGUGAUCUGACUGGAUGCUGGCAGGUCUUGCCUAUCAAUCAGGCCUUGAAAACUUUGGCACUUACUAUGUUGGACAUGGGACCUAUCAUCAC